Molecule: messenger RNA, 2137 nt
Organism: Zeugodacus cucurbitae (melon fly)
Lineage: Eukaryota; Metazoa; Arthropoda; Insecta; Diptera; Tephritidae
Exons: 2
Coding region: 484-1821 (445 amino acids)
Source: RefSeq, a predicted model, not a curated record
ACAUUAGAGGUGUUCUACGUUAUAUGGAGAUUUUUGAAAUAGUGUUUUAAGUUAACAGAAUGGGCUAAUUUCUUUCCUUUUUAUGUAAAAAUGUUUAAAAAAAAAUUUGGGGACAAUCGGUUGAUGGGAAGACGGCGCGGAAACGUUUUUAAAUUAAAAAUUGCCUUCCUAUAGGAAAAAACAAGUUUUAUGUAUUCAAGAAUCAAUUUUUCUUUUAGUGUAUUUAUUAAAUGAAUAUGUAUGCUUUAAUAUGUCUCAACUAGCACGAUAUAAAGAAUAAUUUUAAUAAUAUUUUGUUCUUAUUUCGAGUGAAAAAACGGUAAAUAAUAUUUUUUUAUCGCACCAUCGUCGUAACUGGGCCAUUGCACUAGCGACUUGGUAGUCAAUCGUUCUACUCUCCAUAGACUGAGGGAAGAGCAUCGCAGAAAAGAAUCACAGAGGAUUCAAGAGAGUUUUAUUGACAAACUAAGUGAUACACAAGCAAUGGUCGUCCACUGGGAUGGUAAAGUAUUGCCAGAUCUAAUUGGAAAAAUAAAAGUUGAGCGAAUUGCAGUGCUUGUUAGUUAUAAUGGCGAAUCCAAAUUUCUAGGCGCUCCAAAACUUAUAUCUGCCACUGGUGAAGAUAUAGCUACAGCCGUUUUUGAUACACUUAGUAAAUGGAAUAUUUUAGAUCGCGUAGAAGGCAUGUCUUUUGACACCACGUCCACUAAUACUGGUCCAAUAAAUGGAGCAUGCGCUCAAUUGCAACGCAUGUUAGGAAGAAAUUUGUUGACGUUACCAUGCCGUCACCACAUUCUAGAAAUAUACUUGCGUAGUGUAUUCGACCUGCAUUUCAAAGUGACUCAAGCACCAGAAGUCUCAAUUUUCGAGAGAUUUGCCAAAGCCUGGCCAAAUAUUGACACUUCAUCAUUUAAGAGUGGGCUCGACUGUGAAGAUAUAAAAUCUCAUAUAAGUGAUGGCAUCUGCAAUGACAUCAAACAAUUUUGUCAUUCACAAUUACAAAAAACGUUUGUUCGUGCUGACCACGAAGAAUUUUUACGUCUAGUACUUACAUUUCUUGGUGACAAUGGUGGUAAAUUUAAAACUCCCGGAGUUACAAGUCAUGCACGUUGGAUGUCAAAGGGAAUAUAUUCCUUGAAAAUAUUUCUGUUUCGUGAUCAAUUUCACUUGAGUAAAGCUGAAUUAAAAGGUUUAAGUCACAUUUGCGUUUUUUUAGUGCGUUUAUAUAUAAAAGCUUGGUACAAAUGCUCCAAUGCAAUUACCUCUCCCCUGCUGGAUUUAAGCUUUGUAAAAGAAUGUAUUAAUUAUGAAAAAGUGAACCCAAGUAUUUCUUCGGAAUUGCUGAGAAAAAUGCAACAACACAUGUGGUAUUUGUCAGAGGAAAACGUCGCAAUGGCUUUCUUUGAUUUCAAUGUUUCAGUAGAUGUUAAGAAAAAAAUGGUAAAAAAUUUAAAAUCAGAAGAGCCAACUUAUAAACUACAAAACAAUCGCAAAAUAGAAAAAUUAAGUGACUUAGGCAAUUCGGAUUUAAGCGAAUUUGUAUCCAAAAGAACUUUAACAUUUUUUACGAAGUACAAGUUGUCAACCAACUUUUUGUAUUUGGAUCCAGAGUCUUGGGAAACAAACGAGGAAUUCCAAAAUGGUCGCACAAUAUGCCACAAAUUGCUUGUUACUAAUGAUACAGCGGAAAGAGGUAUUAAAUUUAUAAAGGAUUUCAAUACUAUUCUUACAAAUAAAGAAGAAGAAAAACAGUUCCUCCUUCAAGUUGUUGAAGAAUACAAAAAAAAAUAUAAGUCCUAUAAAAAAUCAGAAUUAAUUUAAGUUUUAAUAUUUCUAGAUGUAUUAAAUAAAUUGAUAUGAACAAAAAUAUUUCCUUGAAGUAGUAGUUUUAAGUUAAUAUAAUGAAAAAAAUUGGAGAAAAAUAAUACACUAAAAGAAAAAUUGAUUCUUGAAUACAUAAAACUUGUUUUUUCCUAUAGGAAGGCAAUUUUUAAUUUAAAAACGUUUCCGCGCCGUUUUCCCAUCAUCCGAUUGUCCCCAAAUUUUUUUUUAAACAUUUUUACAUAAAAAGGAAAAAAAAUAACCCAUUCUGUAAACAUAGAAUAUAUUUUGAAUUUUAAGGACAGGUCUAAUGUAC